Molecule: messenger RNA, 1281 nt
Organism: Echinostoma caproni
Lineage: Eukaryota; Metazoa; Platyhelminthes; Trematoda; Plagiorchiida; Echinostomatidae
Source: the annotation of a GenBank genome assembly
AUGCUGCUUCCCCCAGGGUCACAGAACCCAUGGGGCAGCCCCCCAGGCGGUGGCGGUGGUGCCGGUAACGCAUUUCUAUCCAGCAAUCGUCCGGUGAUUGCCGAUCUUGCUCUGGCUGCCCUGAAGGAGCGUGGUGAGGUGCAGAAGAGGCGCAUUUGCCCACAGUUCCGUACCGACCGAUCGUUAUGUUUAAUGACCAAGAAAAAUCCCAUACGGCGGUUUUGUAUAGGUAUCGUAGAUGCAAAACCAUUUGAUUAUUUUAUUCUGGCAACGAUCUUAUGCAAUUGCAUGGCCCUCGCUUUCAAUCACCCCUAUCCCGGAGAGGAUUCCAACACAGUCAAUAUGGUUUUGGAAAAAGUUGAAUUGGCCUUCGUCAUCAUAUUUACCACGGAAUCCGCCUUGAAGAUCAUCGCCUACGGUUUUGUGUUACAUCCUGGAGCGUAUUUGAGAACAUUUUGGAACGUACUCGAUUUCUCCAUUGUUCUUAUCGGUUUGUCUUCGAAGGCACUGGAAAACAUGAAUGUUGAUGUCAAAGCCCUCCGAGCAUUUAGAGUGUUACGACCCCUACGGUUACUCUCAGGUCUUCCGAGUCUUCAGGUUGUGUUGAACUCCAUCAUUACGGCCAUGGUUCCGCUUUUACACAUUGCCCUUUUGGUCAUUUUCGUGAUCAUUGUGUAUGCGAUUGUCGGUUUGGAAUUAUUUCAGAGCAAAUUGCAUUUCACGUGCUAUCGAAACACAUCCCUUGCGCCUGAAAUGAUGCCCAACCCACGGCCAUGUACAAAGAACACUUCAGCCAUGGGAUUCAAAUGCAGCGAGUUGGGACCGGAGUACUAUUGCGAGGACAUGUGGGGAAAAGAUGCGGAACGGUACACCGGACCACAGGGUGGAAUUAUCAGUUUUGACAACUUCCUGUAUUCCAUGCUAACUGUGUUUGUCUGCAUCACCAUGGAAGGAUGGACUAGUACGGGAUAUUAUGUGUCAGACGCUAUCGGAUCGUGGUGGCCUUGGAUCUACUUUGUGACACUCAUUUUGCUCGGUUCAUUCUUUGUCAUGAAUCUUGUGCUUGGUGUUUUGAGCGGUGAAUUUAGCAAAGAAAAAGAAAAGAUUGAUCGCACUCUCCUGUUUCGCAAAGAAAGGCAAGAGAAACGGGAGCAACAGGACUAUCUAGGUUACAAGGAAUGGAUCGAACUGGCAGAGGAACUAAGCGAUUCCGAGGGCGAAGAUAAAACCAGUGAAGAUGUGGAAUCCGGUAAGUUUUUCCGCACUAUUCUACUGCACUAA